Lodderomyces parapsilosis is the source of this 1287-nucleotide messenger RNA. Its product is annotated as NEDD8-activating protein. The coding region runs from base 1 to 1287 and encodes 428 amino acids. Lineage: Eukaryota; Fungi; Ascomycota; Pichiomycetes; Serinales; Debaryomycetaceae. Gene Ontology annotation, molecular function: NEDD8 activating enzyme activity. The record is from RefSeq and is a predicted model, not a curated record. The transcript has a single exon. Gene Ontology annotation, cellular component: nucleus; cytoplasm. Gene Ontology annotation, biological process: protein neddylation.
AUGAGGGAUGUGUCUUCAAUCCACUCACUAGUGGCCAACAUCGGUCCCUUCAACGAAUACCUGGACAUCUAUUCUGCUCAAGACUCAUUCGACGCCCUUCAAUCAAGCAAAGUUUUAAUCAUUGGCGCUGGUGGACUUGGUUGUGAAAUUCUCAAAAACUUAUCCAUGACUGGGUUCAAAGACAUACACAUUAUCGAUAUGGAUACUAUUGAUUUAAGUAAUUUGAAUCGUCAAUUUUUAUUUCGUCAUGAUGAUAUCGGCAAGAGUAAAGCUGAAUGUGCAACACGUUUUAUUCUUGAACGAAUUGGUAAUUCCGAUUUGAAAAUAACGCCCCAUUUCACCAAGAUUCAAGCCAUGGGUCUUGAUUUCUAUCGAAGUUUCCAAGUUAUUGUUAGCGGAUUAGAUUCGGUGGAGGCAAGACGAUGGAUCAACUCUACGCUAUAUCGAUUGGCCCAAGAUGAAAAUAUCAUCAUCCCCUUGGUGGAUGGGGGCACCGAAGGGUUUCGUGGACAAAGCAGGGUGAUUAUACCGACAUUGACAUCAUGUUUUGAAUGCUCAUUGGACUUGCUUAGUGCACAAACAACUUAUCCGGUUUGUACAAUAGCCAAUACGCCUCGACUACCGGAACAUUGUAUCGAAUGGGCUAGUCAACUUGAAUGGAGUAGACAGUUCCCUGGCAAGAAAUUUGAUGCUGAUGAUCCUGAUCAAGUUGAAUGGAUGUAUCAGACUGCUAGCACACGAGCUGGUGAGUUUGGUAUUGAUGGAGUGACAAGAAGUUUGACCUUGGGGGUGGUUAAAAAUAUCAUACCGGCAAUUGCUUCAACCAAUGCUAUAAUUGCUGCUAGUUGCUGUAACGAAGUGUUUAAAAUCGUCACCAAUGUAAAUCCUAUUUUGGAUAAUUAUAUGAUGUAUUCGGGAGAUGAUUCGAUAUUCACAUACACGUAUUCAUAUGCUAGGAAGCAAAAUUGUGCCGUUUGUGGAUCCACUGCGAAAACAGUUGCGGUGCAAAGAUGGUGGACAUUGCAGCAAUUUAUACAUGAGAUAAAGUCGAAGCAAGAAAUUCAAAUGACAAACCCCAGUUUGACUAGUGGCGACAAGUUACUAUAUAUAUCUAGUCCUCCAGAGUUGGAAGAAGCAACCAGGGGGAACUUGAGUAAGAAAAUGAAGGAUUUGAUCCAUCGUGGGGAAGAGAUUGUCAUUACUGAUCCAAACUUGCCAAUAUCACUUCGAAUAAUUGCUCAUUUGGAAGGAGAUGACAAGGAUCCCGAAUUUAGUCUACAGUCAUAG